GUGUGUAGUGACGUCACUCGCGAAGUGUCACGCGGCGUCAGCAUUCUGCGGUGGUUUCUGUAAACUCUCCGUGUCUGGUCGGCGUCUUUAAUAAUUUCAAAUAAAUUGGAGUUAUUCGCGGUCAGUUAUUUCGGAUAAGUAUCGCGAAACGUUUGUAGAGGACGACAAAAGUUACGGCCGUCAUGGAGAGCUACGACGUGAAGCUGUACGUCUACGACCUGUCCCGCGGCAUGGCCCGGCAGAUGAGCCUGCCGCUACUGGGGAAACAGCUGGAGGGGAUUUGGCACACGGCCGUGGUGGUGUUUGGCCAGGAGUAUUUCUACGGCGGAGGAGGCAUUGAGUGCUGCCAGCCGGGAGGAACGGUGCUCGGAUCCCCGGACUCGGUGGAGGAGCUGGGACAGACGCAGGUGACAGAAGACAUCUUCCUGGAGUACCUGUCGGGGCUCGGCGAGGACGCGUUCAACGGUGAGCGCUACCACCUGUUCAAGCACAACUGCAACACGUUCAGCAACGAGGUGGCACAGUUCCUCACCGGCCGCCCCAUCCCGGCGCACAUCACGGAGCUCCCCGACGAGGUGCUAGCCACCCCAUUUGGACAGAUGAUUCUGCCGCUGCUGGAGGGGAUGCAGGUGUCGGCAGCCGGGGGUCGACCGGUGGGGACACGUGGCUCCAGCAAUCUGCAGUGACAUCAUCAGCGUCGUCGUCGUCGUCAUCGUCGUUGUCGUCAUCAUCAUUGUGAUCCGGUUAUAACUACGCAUGUAGCCCAUUCAUCGUCCCGUCAAUUGGAAUCGGUUCUCAGGCCCACAACGCACUCGUGCGCAAGAGAAUCGAUUGCUGACAAUUUAUGCAAAAUGUUCUAGAAAUUGUAGGCAAUUUUCGUUUCGCGCUAACGGAACGGACGUGACGCAGCGUAGGAUGCGGACAGGAUAGACGGGCCGUCAUCUCUGCUGUGCGGACCAGAGGUCAUGUGGAGCAUGGGUCUCGGAGGUAGCUCUGUUAUAGCCGCUUCCACGGGACGUUUUCUAACACUCCGGGAGAAAUUGCAAUGGAUUCUCUGUCUCGUGACACGAUGCCGAAUGUGCUUUCGGGAUAAGAUCUUGAUUUAUUAACGACUACAGCAAAAUUAGACGGGACAGAUCGUACAUUCAAGCGGGGAGUCAUUUCAGCUGCGUUUGUCUCAAGUUGGCACCGCCGCACCAGGUAGACAUGUCGCUAUGGCCGUGGCGACUACUAGUCACGUGAUGCCCCCACUCCAGUCGAGCAGCGACUUGGACAAACAUAUUUGGCGACAGGUUAAGAAGCCGUGCGCACAGGACAAACGGCACGGACAGGACGGACGAGACAGACAUCGCGAAAAUGACGGGCGAUAGAAACGAGCAGGAUAGUUGAUAGUUUAAUCGAUCCGUGACCUUGAAUUGUGAGAUUAUUGAAUCGCUAAGGAGGGGUGUGGGAGGGAAUACAUGCCUAGUCAUGAGGAUCACAGUCGGCAACGUCAUCAUCAUCAUCGUUAGUGGUUGUAGAUCACAUUACCUUAAUUUCCAUCCUGACGUCGACAGGUUUUUAAAUGUUUAUAAUUGGUUAAUAUAUACUGUAACAUACGCACACGAUAACGAGACGAAACUCCAGCCCUUGCAGUCCGUCCUGGGCCUCGUUGACUCAGCACUGGGGAGACAAAGGCGGCCGGGCGUGGUGCUGGCAACGCCACCCCUCCCCCCUUCAACUCGCGUGCCAUGCCGACCUAAAUAGUUGCUCGCUCAGAGCACUUGCCCCAACAGCUCGUGUAAUCUACACGGGGGACCUUUGUCUUUACGUGUGCAGCCCACGUAAUGUGGAGAGUGCCGAUUCACGUGAAGACAAAGCUCUGGUGGGGUGGGGGGUGGGGGCGUUGGCUGGAGCCUGUGUGGUGGUCCGCAAGUACUGGAGCGUUGGAUCUCUGCUUCCGAGCGACCGUAGGGCUUUGAACCCGUUGGUGGUAUUUAACGAUGCGUGCGUCUUGCAAUAAGCGAAUGAAACGUGUUCCUCGGGUCCCCUUCGCCGUUGGCCGCACGCGCACGCACGCAGCACGCCGAGUGUCGUGAAGGAAGACCGUCCGUGUGCAUAGAUUCUUCCAAUGUUUAUCCCGACACGCACACGCACGCGCGUCGUCUCCUUUGCGAGUGGUUCAGUUGGGCGGCGCGCGGCCGUCACGUUCUGGCAGCUUUCUUAGCAUCCUGAAGAAGCCUCUUCAGCAGAACGUCGGACUUUAUGGUGGGGCACGUCAUGAAAACCCAGGAGCACAGCCCCCUGGUCUCCAGCAGCUGGAAUUGUUCCCGGCCGUUGCCGAGCCGCGUGGCGUGGCGUGCGUGUCAUGGCACAGGUGGCCCGAGAGAUUUGAUUUCGAUUUCUUUUUUUACUUUUGUGAACCUAAUAGGAUUUUUGUUGUUAACGUUACGUUUAAACGUCCUCUCUACAUAUUAUAUGCAUAUAUAAAAACGUAACAUUGUAUUGAAAUGUGGCUAUUCUACAAAGGAGUAUGCUCAGCUAGGCCGCUCGCCCGAAACGUCGAGCGGCGACUUUGUACGCUUCCCCGCUUACCGUUGGCGAUUUUAUUUUUUGCACAAAUUCCAUGGAGCCCGUCCCGUGGGAUGGCCGGCGCAGUGUGGCGCACGCGCGAGUUCCGGCACCGGAGCGCCACGCCCAGGCACCGCGAGCCUCUCGUGUGCACGGUGCGUUGAACUUCUUCCGCACAGUACGCAGCCAACGAACUCAUCGGAGGUGCGGCGGGGGCGGGGGGGGAGGGACGGCAAACUAAAGACAAAGAGCAGUUGCAAAGAAAUGAGUUUUCAAUCGAGAUGAUUUAAAAGUGCACAGCUCCCAGCGGCUUCCCGAUAUCGGAAGAGCGUUCCAGACGGCCGCAGAAGCGCCUCUGAAAGCGCCGCGCGAUGAGGCAUGCCGUCUUUGUUCGAUGACUGUGCGGGUGUUGUAUCCCCCUCGUGGUGCGUGGGGUUUCUCUGGGUGCUCUGGUGUCCUCCAAUGUUCAGGAUAAUUCUGAAGGAAACCGUCCAAACAUGCACAAAACACAGAAUCAUUCCUCGAUAAAUAAAGGGAGCUCACAAGAAUAAUAAUUCGUGCAAAGCAACGAUCAGGUCUGCAAGUUAAAAUCCUGGUCAAGGUGCGACUCAGCCUCUCAACCCUUAGUCUGGUCCCCGGCAUAGUAAUGUGGAAUUUCCACCUAGAUUGAUGGGCCCACGCUCGUGUGAGCGCAUGGAGGAGCGUUGCCAUGUUAGACGCGAGUGUUGAUUCGUGUUCGUCAUUGCCAAGGCACUGACAUGCGCCCCCCCCCAACAAUACACAACCAGUGAGAACACCCCCCCCACCAUCAUCGUGCUGCUGUCAAACCCCCAAUGGUUUCAAAUGGUGCGACGGCCCUCGCACGGAUGAUGUCUUCUUCUUGGUUCUUUCGGUAAAGUCACGUAGAAUGGAUUUAAUAAAAAAUAAAAAAAUUCUCACGUUUCGGCCACAACGCAAGCAGCCGUCCUUGCGUUGUGGCCGAAACGUCGUGAGAAUUUAAUAGUUAUAUUUUUAUUAUUUUAUUAUUUACAUUCUACGUGACUUUACCGAAAGAACCAAGAAGAUGAAUCCCUGCAGUCACGAAAGCUUUAAAUCGAAAUGUCUUAUCGGCGAAAGCGCCCCUCCCCCUCCCUCUGAAAAUGAGUUUGGCACGUGUUCGUUGCCGUAUGGCAGGGUACGGGGAAGUUUGACCCACGGGCCGGACGCGAUCCGAGACUUCCAUUUCACAUGACUCCCGCGGCCACGUGAGGCCAACCCCUUCUCAACCAGCACCCGCAAACGACAUUUACCUACCGUCGCCGCGAGCAUCUUCGCUGCGAGCAUCGGGCACUGGGGGUAAGGAGCAUUUUCAACGUGACAACGCUCGUGUUUCUCGUGGUAUAAAUUCGCCGAGUCGCUUGUCAAGAGCCUCCUGCACGUACAAAAUGUGUUGUUAUAUGGUAAAGCCAAGCUGUAUGUUCAUUUAUCAUUGCCCGCCAAAGGUAAUUUGAAAGUCCCAGUUUAUCCCUCGGUAAGGAAAAAGGCUCCCUGCCCCCCAUGCCUUAUGGGUUUCUGCUGCUGCUGCUGUUCCCGUUGUAGCUGUGACAUUUCUCUAAUAAACUUGUCGUGGGGAUGUAC
Messenger RNA from Lethenteron reissneri (Far Eastern brook lamprey), 4167 nucleotides. It is a transcript of the gene DESI1, whose product is annotated as desumoylating isopeptidase 1. NCBI's taxonomy places the organism in Eukaryota, Metazoa, Chordata, Hyperoartia, Petromyzontiformes, Petromyzontidae. Gene Ontology annotation, biological process: protein modification by small protein removal. Gene Ontology annotation, molecular function: peptidase activity. The record is from RefSeq and is a predicted model, not a curated record.